Molecule: messenger RNA, 789 nt
Organism: Peniophora sp. CBMAI 1063
Lineage: Eukaryota; Fungi; Basidiomycota; Agaricomycetes; Russulales; Peniophoraceae
Source: the annotation of a GenBank genome assembly
AUGCUCUUUUCCAUUCUCGCCGCCCUCGUCUCUCUCACCCUUAUCCGUGCCGCUGCACCCCCGGAAGACAUUGCAGGGCUUCGCCAUGCCCGUUCGCACUCCUACGACGACGAUUAUGCCUUCAGUCCCGACGAUGGCUGGACGACUAUAUCUGCAGGUGACGAGCCCUACAAGUACCCGAACGAGACCAUGGCAACAUCCCCUGCCGCUUCUGCUCCCAAAGCCCAUACUCCUUCGAAGGAUUAUACAUCCCGCGGUCUCAUCUCGCGCGGCCUGGAUAAGAUCUCGACGUCGCUCAAGUCUAUCAUGAAGGGUCUCCACGGCGAGGGUGAACCACAAGACGUCGUAGUCACUUGGUACACCGGACACGACCUCCAGAACCCCAGUUGCUGGCCGAACUCGGAUUGGGCACCCACGGACGAGUCGUACGCGUGCGCGCUGACGCUGGACGGCUGGAAGGACAAGCCCGCUUGCUUCAGGUUCCUCGAGCUAUGCAACACGCCGAAGAAGUGCGUCUUCGUCCGGGUCGUUGACACUUGCGCCGGGUGCGCCAAGGGCAGCAAACACGUCGACCUCACGCGCGCGGCGUUCGGAGAGUUGGCGGACUACGAUGAGGGCAUUGUGAAGGUCAAGAUGCGCAUGGCAAACGAGCCCGAUACAUGGUCGGAGAAGCUCUGGGGUCCGCAGGUCGGCGGUGGAAAGGCAAAGACGUAUAGUACGAAGAGCAAGGGUAAGGGUAAGAGCAAGAGCAAGAAGAGCUACAAGGGGAAGAAGGGGAAGAAGAAUUAG